Punica granatum (pomegranate) is the source of this 2862-nucleotide messenger RNA. The record is from RefSeq and is a predicted model, not a curated record. NCBI's taxonomy places the organism in Eukaryota, Viridiplantae, Streptophyta, Magnoliopsida, Myrtales, Lythraceae.
UCUGAUUAUUUUUCUUUUCUUUUCUUUGGGGUGCAUAAAAGACAUACUAUCAUCAUUCGGAGCUCCUCCUCUCGCUCGCUCUGUAUCCACUGCCUCCCUGCGCAGGCGCCGUUCACCUCUCUGGCCGUACGGUCACCGGAGGAGUCCGAAUCCAGGGUUCCGGCGAAAGAUGGCGCUGCUGUCGGCUCUCGCCACCGAGAUCGCGAUCCCGGUCUGCGCCGUGAUUGGCAUCGUGUUCUCCCUGGUCCAGUGGCUCCUCGUAUCGAAGGUGAAGCUCACCCCGGAGCAGCGCUCCCCCGCGGCUGCUAACAGCAGCAACAAGAACGGUUACACCGAGUGCCUCAUCGAGGAAGAAGAAGGCGUUAACGAGUACAGCAUCGUGGCCAAGUGUGCUGACAUUCAAAAUGCCAUCUCUGAAGGUGCAACAUCUUUUCUUUUUACGGAGUACCAGUAUGUUGGGAUCUUCAUGGUUGCUUUUGCAAUAUUGAUAUUCCUCUUCCUUGGCUCUGUUGAGGGUUUCAGCACAAAGAGCCAGCCUUGCACUUAUGACCCCUUGAAGACAUGCAAGCCAGCAUUGGCAACAGCCAUUUUCAGCACUGCCUCAUUUUUGCUAGGUGCUGUCACUUCAGUCAUCUCUGGGUUCCUUGGCAUGAAAAUUGCUACCUAUGCCAAUGCAAGGACUACUUUAGAAGCAAGAAAGGGAGUUGGCAAAGCCUUUAUUACAGCUUUCAGGUCUGGUGCAGUUAUGGGUUUUCUUCUAGCUGCCAAUGGUCUGUUGGUGCUCUUCAUUGCCAUCAAUCUCUUCAAAUUGUACUAUGGUGAUGAUUGGGAAGGUCUCUUUGAGGCUAUUACUGGUUAUGGUCUCGGUGGAUCUUCCAUGGCUCUCUUUGGAAGAGUGGGUGGUGGCAUAUAUACUAAGGCUGCUGAUGUCGGUGCUGAUCUUGUUGGAAAAGUUGAGAGAAACAUUCCAGAAGAUGAUCCAAGAAACCCAGCUGUGAUUGCUGACAAUGUUGGUGAUAAUGUUGGAGAUAUUGCCGGCAUGGGAUCUGAUCUUUUUGGCUCGUACGCUGAAUCAUCUUGUGCUGCGCUUGUUGUUGCUUCCAUCUCUUCGUUUGGAAUCAACCAUGACUUCACCUCUAUGUGUUAUCCCCUCCUUAUUAGUUCAAUGGGUAUCCUUGUAUGUUUGGUCACAACCCUCUUUGCCACAGAUUUCUUUGAAAUCAAAGCUGUGAAGGAAAUUGAGCCAGCAUUGAAGAAGCAACUCAUCAUUUCUACUGUCCUGAUGACCUUUGGAAUCGCAAUAGUUAGUUGGAUAGCCUUGCCAUCAUCAUUCACAAUCUUCAAUUUUGGUGUCCAAAAAGAAGUUAAAAAUUGGCAAUUGUUCCUGUGUGUUGGUGUGGGUCUUUGGGCUGGUCUCAUUAUUGGAUUUGUGACUGAAUAUUACACCAGCAAUGCCUAUAGCCCUGUCCAAGACGUUGCUGAUUCAUGCAGGACUGGAGCUGCCACAAACGUCAUUUUUGGCCUCGCCUUGGGAUAUAAGUCCGUCAUCAUCCCAAUUUUUGCCAUUGCUGUCAGCAUCUUUGUUAGUUUCAGCCUUGCUGCCAUGUAUGGUAUAGCUGUGGCUGCCCUUGGAAUGUUAAGUACUAUUGCUACCGGAUUAGCCAUAGAUGCUUACGGUCCCAUUAGUGAUAAUGCUGGAGGCAUUGCUGAGAUGGCUGGCAUGAGUCACCGCAUCCGUGAGAGAACUGAUGCCCUCGAUGCUGCAGGGAACACUACUGCAGCCAUUGGAAAGGGAUUCGCCAUUGGAUCAGCUGCCCUGGUGUCAUUGGCCCUUUUUGGUGCCUUUGUGAGUCGUGCUGCAAUCUCAACUGUUGAUGUCUUGACCCCGAAAGUCUUCAUUGGUCUGAUUGUGGGCGCCAUGCUUCCCUAUUGGUUCUCUGCCAUGACCAUGAAGAGUGUGGGAAGUGCAGCUUUAAAAAUGGUUGAGGAAGUCCGCAGGCAAUUCAACACCAUUCCAGGUCUCAUGGAGGGUCAUGCUAAGCCAGACUAUGCCACCUGUGUAAAGAUCUCGACUGAUGCCUCCCUUAAGGAGAUGAUUCCCCCCGGUGCUCUUGUUAUGCUGACUCCUCUUAUUGUGGGGACAUUAUUUGGUGUGGAGACUCUCUCUGGUGUUCUUGCUGGUUCCCUUGUGUCUGGUGUUCAGAUAGCAAUAUCUGCCUCUAACACGGGUGGUGCAUGGGACAAUGCCAAGAAGUAUAUUGAGGCUGGUGCCUCAGAGCAUGCGAGGACCCUCGGCCCCAAGGGUUCGGACCCACACAAGGCUGCUGUCAUUGGAGACACCAUCGGGGACCCACUUAAGGACACCUCGGGCCCUUCACUUAACAUUCUCAUUAAGCUCAUGGCAGUGGAGUCGCUCGUGUUUGCCCCUUUCUUUGCUACUCAUGGUGGCCUCCUUUUCAAGAUCUUCUGAGCUCCGGAGAGGGGAGGAAAUGCCAAGUACAAUCAGGAAACCAAGACCAUUAGCUUCGUAUUCCCUUUCAAACUUUAUUUGGAUUAAAGUCCUUUCCCCAAUAGUAUGGUUCUUUUCUUCAUGCAUAAUCUCUCUUAGUUUUAGUGGACGAAUACUUUUGAUGGGUCGAGAUGAUGAUGAUGAUGCAGAGAACACUCAUAUGGGGGCACUUGGAAAGCAUUAGGGAGGUGUUAACAUGUUACUCUUCUUCUAGUCUUUUAGAGCCAGAACGCAUCCUCAGCUUUACUUAAAUGUAUCCUCGAACUUAAUUUAGCCCAGGAGAACAUUUUGGAUGCAUUUGGUUUGGUCUGGUUUGGUUUCCGAGUGUUGCUUUGUUUGUGUUGGGCGGUGCU